AUGUGGAGCGUGGACUACGAGAUGCUGCUCAGAGGAUUACGAGCCUGUGUUGAGCGUGCCUCGAAGCCGCGCACGACAAACUUGGAUCGAAUUUCGAAGACCACCAAGGAAUUGUUGGAAAGAAGAAGGGCUUUGAGGCUUGAUCCGAAUGCAUCGCACAUUGAGCGGUUAGUAGCAAACACUAGCAGCAGAAAAGCGUUGCAGGAGGAUCUUUUGAAGUACAGGCAGAAGAAGAUUCUAGAAGCAGCACAAAGAAGAACGAGUCUAAAGAAGUGCCGCAGGGAUCUCCGCGAAUAUAAUAUUCCGCUAGCAACCUUGCAGAGCGAAGACGGGACUCGCACGUCUUCUCAUUGUGAGAUGGAAAUCAUUACGGAGAAGAUCUAUUCGAACCUUUUCCGUUCAUCAACUCCUAUGUCAAGCCCAAUCAUCUCCACUGGUACUGGCGAAGCUCCACCACGGAUUCUCCCUUCGGAAGUACAAGUCGCUAUCAAGAGCAUGAAAUCUGGCACAGCCCCCGGACCUGAUUUUAUAUCAGCAGACUUUCUUCGGGCUGGUGGCCAUCCGCUUCAUGUAAUCUUAGCAGCGCACAUGACAUCCUAUCUUCAGAAAGAAAGGAUCCCAGACCAGUGGAAGACUUCGCGAACCGUUCUUAUCCAUAAGAAAGGUGACCGAGAAGACGUUUGGAACUACCGUCCGAUAUGCUUGCUGAGCGUGUUAUACAAAGUAUUCACAGUAUUCAAGAUCAUCCUCACACGCAUAGCUAGGACGCUGGAUGAAGUCCAGCCUCAAGAACAAGCUGGAUUCCGCUAG
Molecule: messenger RNA, 810 nt
Organism: Necator americanus (New World hookworm)
Lineage: Eukaryota; Metazoa; Nematoda; Chromadorea; Rhabditida; Ancylostomatidae
Exons: 1
Coding region: 1-810 (269 amino acids)
Source: RefSeq, a predicted model, not a curated record